Molecule: messenger RNA, 16417 nt
Organism: Panthera uncia (snow leopard)
Lineage: Eukaryota; Metazoa; Chordata; Mammalia; Carnivora; Felidae
Gene: AGO2
Product: argonaute RISC catalytic component 2
Exons: 19
Coding region: 4451-7087 (878 amino acids)
Biological process (GO): regulatory ncRNA-mediated gene silencing; regulation of DNA-templated transcription
Cellular component (GO): RISC complex
Molecular function (GO): endoribonuclease activity, cleaving siRNA-paired mRNA; protein binding; RNA binding
Source: RefSeq, a predicted model, not a curated record
CACAAGGGAAGGGCAGAGAGAGCUAGGGAGAGAGAGUUCCAAGCAGACUCCACACGGUCAGCACAGAGCCUGAUGUGGGGCUGAAUCCCCUGAACAGCAAGAUCAUGACCUGAGCUGAAGUCAAGAGUCAGAGGCCCAACCUGCUGAGUCCCCCAGGUGCCCAGGACCCUCUUCUGAUGGCUGUUACACCCUCCCUCCAUGAAGCCAGUGAGUCCGAAGCUGAGGGAGGGGGCGGGAGGGACGUGCUGGACAUUUGGCCACGGCCGGGCAGGCUGCCGGAACACCCGGAGGGUCACGGGAGGCCGGCAGCCUCUAAGGCAACAUGGGACCAAUCAGCAGCAGGGUGUUUUUGUCAUACUUGGGGCCCGGGUUCAGACCGGCCUUGCAUCAACCCUGGAUCCCAGGGGAACCGCUUGUGCUCAGCUCACCGACCAACAUCUCCUUUUGUUUUCUUUCUGCCCUUAGACAUGUUCCCUUCCUGUGAGCCCCGCAGGGCAUCAGAAAGCCCAUUUCUUCUGGGGGCUUCGCAGCCACAUGCCCCUUCCAUGUGCUGAGCUGUCUGCUAGUUUCCUCCACAUCCUUGAGUGGGGACAUGAUUGCCAGAAGACUCCCCAGUGAGCCUUCCUCCACAACAUACGUAUUUAAGGUGUCCUCGUGCAGCCUUCUUUCUUUACUUUAUUUUUUAUUUUUUUCAUUGCUUUAUUUAUUUUUGAGGGAGAGAGAAUGAGAGAGCAAGCAGGGGAGGGGCAGAGAGAGGGAGGCUCCACACCGACAGCAGCAAGCAGGGUGCAGCGCUUGAACUUCUGAACUGAGCCGUGAGAUCGUGACCUGAGCCCAAGUCGUCGGAGGCUCAACCGACUGAGCCACCCAGGCGCUCCUGUCCUGUGGCCUUCUUUAUCGUAACAGGACUGGCUGGCAGCUGGACAUCUGAACAGUCCGUACUGAAUUGGGGGCCCUCGUAGGGAACAGCACUGCGACCAGGAAGAUCUGGUCGGUGGGCCUGUAAAACAUGUGGUGUUUGCUCUGGUUGCUGUGGGAAGAGCCCCCCCAGACCGAGUGGUGCAAAGCCGCAGCUGUUGUGCUCAUGGAUUCUCUGGGUCAGAAAUUGGCACCGGGCCCAGGGGCGGUGUGCUUUCUCUGCCCCGUCAAGCCUCAUCCGGGAGGCAGCGGAGUGGCUCAGGGCUGGGACCAUCUGGACACCUCUCCACUCGCAGGUCUGGCACCCGGGCUGGGUUGACACCAAGGCUGGUUUCAGCAGAGCCUGCUGGCCAGGGCGCCCACAUGGCCUUUCUGUGUGGCUCGGGCUGAGUUCUUCGAGGAAGUAUCUGGAAAUCAGACAUUCCCAGGGAGCAGAGCGGUUGCUGCGUGGCCUCUUCUUAUCCAGCCUCACAAAUCCCCGGCAUCAUUUCCCUUUCUCCCCUGCUCUGCGGGUCGAAGCUGUCACCAGUCUGCCCAGACUCAAGGGGAGGGGAUGUGGCCCCCAGCUCUCGAUGUCAAAAGGAAUUGGGUUGCUUUAAGACUGCCUCCGUGUUGUCCUUCCAAAACAGUUAGGACCUAUUUCGGGUUGAGAAGCAGAGUCUGACGACCGGCUCUGUGGUUCAGGACGGCCAUCAGGUGCCCGGUUGUCGUUCGUGACCGUGCUCUUGCAUGAGGGCUAUCAGCUAACUGCCGUCACACGUUAUGGCAGCUGGGAGCUCCUGGCCCUUCCAGAUCCUUCCAAACCAUCCUGAUCCAGCCAGAGAGCCAGAGGAGGCAUGGAGGCUUCCCGGGAAGAGUCCAGACUUUGGAAACAGAGACGCCGGAGUCCGGGUCCCAGCUCUGCGACUGUGCGACCUCAGGCAAGUCAGUUCACCUUGUCCGUCUCUGUCUCUUCUGCAAGAUGGCGACACUCCCUACCUUAGCAGAAGUGUUUUGAACCUCACGAAAGGUGAGGUGCCAUUUGUCCGGGCACCUGGCACUCAGAUUAUAGUAACCGGAAGGCGUUGCAGGGAAUGGCCUUAGUAGUUCAGCGAUAUCAUUAAUGAGAGUCACACGUCGCACCUUCUCGUAGGAUCCUGAUAGGGAAUAACCACCCAGAAUCUGGCUCCCUUUUUUCGUGAACAGUGCACAUUUCUUGGAUCUUUAAGCCCCCCGUGAUGCUGACUUAUCAGCGUGCUGCAGGGGUUUGAAGAGAGAACAUGCGUUAACAUGAGGCCAGAUGGCUGAGCCUAUCACUGAGUGCAAGACUAAUUACUUGAAGUAUCUUUCAAGCAGAUCCUAGCCUGGUCCCUCCUUUGUACCUGCGGUUUUUGUUGUUUCUAAAUGGCAUCUUUGUAAAAGUCAUUUUCCUAAUCAGGAGCUGCUCAGGUAGAAGGAGGCAGUGGAUAUUUAGAAUCUUGUUUUCAGCAAGCUUGACGAAUUCUUUCAGUUCUCACGGUUGUCUGUGGUUCCGCCGUAGUUUGAUGUAGGUGACUGUGCCUCCACGUGGCACUUUCGCGGUUUUGUUUCCAGUCGUGUUGGUUGUUUCUUUUUCUUUUGUUUCUGCACUUGGUAAAACCUGUCGAAGUGGUGAUUUCAGGCCUCGUUGUUUGGUUCUGACCUCAGGAGACACCCUUCUGAUACUUCUUUUGCGGGAGUGAGUGAUGUUUUCAGGAGGUUUUCAUUGGGUAACUUACUAGGUCCAAGAAGUCCCUUCUGAGUGGCCACGGGCUUUUGCCUGUCUUGUUUGUUUUUGCUUUGUGAAUCACGAGAAGGUCCUGAUUUCCGGACGACGUAAGGGACGUGUGUAUGUGUGCCACACGACCAGUGCCAAAAUGGGUUUAGACGCGCGGGGCGCUCCGAGGCGUGCGUGCGUGCGUGCAUUAACUGUCUCGGCUAGAGGGCCGCCGGGACCUCAGAGGUAGUGUGAAGUCAGGUCCCUGUGAGGGCCGGGCCGUCUCUCCAGGUGUUGAGAGCAGAUGCACCGCCCUGGCCGGCCACAUGGCUUCACGAGGGGGGGGGGGGGGCGACGCGAGUGAGACUUGGGGUGUGUGGGAGGACACGCGUGACCCCCAAACCCCUGAAGUCCCGGGUAGAUCGGGCGUUGGCAUCGGCAGGCUGCACGCGUGACAGAGGUGUGACAAAGCGGGGCGUAAGUUGGAGAACGUGGCGAGUUACUAUGUUGCUGUAGUUGGACGCACUGAACAGGAGCAGCCGGACAGAGACGCAGUCAGUGGGUCCGCAGUCCGCAGGUCCUGUGAACCUGCGGCAUCUGAAAGAGUGUCCUGUCGGGUGGCAGGGGCUCUGGGUGGCUCUGGGCACCGCAGGGUCUCCAGGAGAGAGACGUCUGCUGUGGCUGGUUUCCAGGGGCCGAGACGAGGAGCGGGACGGGCUGGGGAGGGAGUGGGCGUGCGGAAGCCAGGUCAGGGACGCCCUGUGGCUCACGGAGUGGCCCGUGUGCAGAGGGCACAGGGUCGCUGAGGGUCGUGCCGCACGGUGGGCACUCAUCCGAGCGGGGAGAUGGAGUGUUCUCCUGGGGCGGCUGUCAGGCCUGGCAGGGAAUGGGGAGGGAGCCGGGACUGUCAUGGAUAGAAUUUAGCAAAGCGAUUGGCUUCAACAGAAAGAAAUGUAAGCUCAUGCCUGCUCGCUCAGGAUUGAAGUCAUUUGGACUUCUAGGCUGGCAGCGGCUUAGAAAGAGCCCUUCUCCAGUAACUGAGCCCAAACCAGCGGGUCCCGCUGCGUCCUGCUGGCCUGGUCUAAGACACCUCCUCCUCUUCCUCCUCCUUUCACUUAUUUGAGAGAGAGAGCAAGAAGGAGAGGGAGAGAGAGAGUCUCAAAUAGACUCCUUGCUGUCAGUACGGAGCCCGAUGCGGAGCUCGAACGCAUGAACCUUGAAAUCACGACCUGAGCCGAAAUGAAGGGCCAGGCGCUCGGCCGACUGAGCCCCCCAGGGUCCCCAUCUAAGAUACUUCUUUUGGGUGUGAUGGCUUCAAAAUGCCUGACAAAGCCCCUGACUUUGUCCUCCGUAAGGGCCAUGGGGACUGUUGUGUGUGUGUCCCCUUCCCGCCUGUGUUGCCACAUUAAGUGGCCGAGCUGCUUUGUGGGGCCGUCAGCCCUCCGGGGCAUCUGGCCUCAGUCCCGCUCGUCCUUUUCCGUCUGUGUUGGACCACGUAGAGUAACUGAUACGGCAGUGGACAGCCACCUUGCAGCCUGGGCACCCAGGGUCACCCGUCAGUUCCCCAGUCGGGCCGAUGACGCAGAGCCUUGGUUCUGAGUGACACGGGUUGUGUGUUAGCCGAGGAGGGAGAGAUGAUGGGUUUCGCCGCCUAGCCGGUAAAAAUAGACACUUAUUCUUUCCACGGCAGGCGGAAAGCGAAGACUUCACUCAGUAGCCCCGUGGGACAGAACUGAAAUUGUGGUUUCUUUCGUUUUUGAUACCAUUCUUCUCUUCCUGAUUCCUUGUCUGUUAAAAUUCAUCAGGCCUCACGAGCUGAUGGUGAUGGAUCAGGACCCGUGGAUUCGCGUUAGCUACACACCCGCCUGUGCGUUGUGCUUCGUCCGUUACCCAGUGCUCGCGCCUCCUGCGCCGCCACCGCCACCCAUCCAAGGAUAUGCCUUCAAGCCUCCACCCAGACCCGACUUCGGGACCUCCGGGAGAACAAUCAAGUUACAGGCCAACUUCUUUGAAAUGGACAUUCCAAAAAUUGACAUCUACCAUUAUGAAUUGGAUAUCAAGCCGGAGAAAUGCCCGAGGAGAGUCAACAGGGAAAUAGUGGAACAUAUGGUCCAGCACUUUAAAACACAGAUCUUUGGGGAUCGGAAACCAGUGUUUGAUGGAAGAAAGAAUCUCUACACAGCGAUGCCCCUCCCAAUCGGGAGGGAUAAGGUGGAGCUGGAGGUCACGCUGCCGGGAGAAGGGAAGGACCGCAUCUUCAAGGUGUCCAUCAAGUGGGUGUCCUGUGUGAGCUUGCAGGCGUUACACGAUGCACUUUCGGGGCGGCUGCCCAGCGUCCCCUUUGAGACGAUCCAGGCCCUGGACGUGGUCAUGCGGCAUUUGCCAUCCAUGAGGUACACCCCCGUGGGCCGCUCCUUCUUCACAGCGUCCGAGGGCUGCUCCAACCCCCUCGGGGGGGGCCGGGAAGUGUGGUUUGGCUUCCAUCAGUCCGUCCGACCUUCUCUUUGGAAAAUGAUGUUAAACAUUGAUGUCUCAGCAACUGCGUUUUAUAAGGCACAGCCAGUAAUCGAGUUUGUUUGUGAAGUUUUGGAUUUUAAAAGUAUUGAAGAACAACAAAAACCUCUGACAGAUUCCCAAAGGGUAAAGUUUACCAAAGAAAUCAAAGGUCUGAAGGUGGAGAUCACGCACUGUGGGCAGAUGAAGAGGAAGUACCGCGUCUGCAACGUGACCCGGCGGCCCGCCAGCCACCAAACAUUCCCGCUUCAGCAGGAGAGCGGGCAGACGGUGGAGUGCACGGUGGCCCAGUACUUCAAGGACAGGCACAAGCUGGUUCUGCGCUACCCCCACCUGCCAUGUUUACAAGUCGGACAGGAGCAGAAACACACCUACCUUCCCCUCGAGGUCUGUAACAUAGUAGCAGGACAGAGAUGUAUCAAAAAGCUGACCGACAAUCAGACCUCAACCAUGAUCAGAGCGACUGCCAGGUCGGCGCCCGAUCGGCAAGAAGAGAUUAGCAAGCUGAUGCGAAGCGCAAGUUUUAAUACAGAUCCGUAUGUUCGUGAAUUUGGAAUCAUGGUCAAAGACGAGAUGACAGAUGUGACCGGACGGGUCCUCCAGCCGCCCUCCAUCCUCUACGGGGGCAGGAAUAAAGCGAUCGCCACCCCUGUCCAGGGCGUCUGGGACAUGAGGAACAAGCAGUUUCACACGGGCAUUGAGAUCAAGGUGUGGGCCAUCGCGUGCUUCGCCCCCCAGCGCCAGUGCACGGAGGUCCACCUGAAAUCCUUCACGGAGCAGCUCAGAAAGAUCUCGAGGGACGCUGGGAUGCCGAUCCAGGGCCAGCCGUGCUUCUGCAAGUACGCCCAGGGGGCGGAUAGCGUGGAGCCCAUGUUCAGGCACCUGAAGAACACGUACGCUGGCCUUCAGCUGGUGGUGGUCAUCCUGCCUGGCAAAACCCCCGUUUACGCCGAGGUCAAGCGCGUGGGAGACACGGUGCUGGGGAUGGCCACGCAGUGUGUGCAGAUGAAGAACGUGCAGAGGACCACGCCCCAGACCCUGUCCAACCUCUGCUUGAAGAUCAACGUCAAGCUGGGAGGCGUGAACAACAUCCUGCUGCCCCAGGGGAGGCCACCCGUGUUCCAGCAGCCCGUCAUCUUUCUGGGGGCCGAUGUCACCCACCCACCCGCUGGGGACGGGAAGAAGCCUUCCAUUGCCGCCGUCGUGGGCAGCAUGGACGCCCACCCCAACCGCUACUGUGCCACCGUGCGGGUUCAGCAGCACCGGCAGGAGAUCAUCCAGGACCUGGCCACCAUGGUCCGCGAGCUCCUCAUCCAGUUCUACAAGUCCACGCGCUUCAAGCCGACCCGCAUCAUCUUCUACCGCGACGGCGUCUCGGAGGGGCAGUUUCAGCAGGUUCUCCACCACGAGUUACUGGCCAUUCGCGAGGCGUGUAUUAAGCUGGAAAAGGACUACCAGCCAGGGAUCACGUUCAUAGUGGUGCAGAAAAGGCACCACACGCGGCUCUUCUGCACCGACAAGAACGAGAGGGUUGGGAAAAGUGGAAACAUUCCGGCAGGCACGACCGUGGACACGAAAAUCACCCACCCGACCGAGUUUGACUUCUACCUGUGUAGUCACGCCGGCAUCCAGGGAACAAGCAGGCCUUCCCACUACCACGUGCUUUGGGACGACAAUCGUUUCUCUUCCGACGAGCUGCAGAUCCUCACCUACCAGCUGUGUCACACCUACGUGCGCUGCACACGCUCCGUGUCCAUCCCGGCGCCGGCAUACUACGCUCACCUGGUGGCCUUCCGCGCCAGGUACCACCUGGUGGACAAAGAACAUGACAGUGCCGAAGGAAGCCAUACCUCCGGGCAGAGUAAUGGGCGAGACCACCAAGCCUUGGCAAAGGCGGUCCAGGUUCAUCAGGACACGCUACGCACCAUGUACUUUGCUUGACGUGUCAUAGUGUUUACGAUGGUAUACGGAGUUGGAUUCACAUGAGACCAGCUACACUCAGACCAACAGAUGCCCAGCCCUUCCGUGACAGCCAGCAUCGAACAUGAGACGUCAUCGGUUUUAGUAGAUCCUCCAUCUUCCAGAAUGCCUUCCGUCCCGGAUUUCAGACCUGGAUUUUGAACUGCAGACCUGUAUGAGACCCCAUUGUCGUAGGAAGUAUGGUUUGCCAAAAUCUAGAAGCUGCUUCUUAAAAUAGAGUCCCGUGUUUCCUAAAAAUCUCCUAAAACCAGUCUAUGAACUCAGGGCUUUAAAACAUUUUUAAUUUAUUUGGUCAUUCAAUUUACUUGUUUUUAAUACAUGAUUCUCUAUGAAAUUGAUGGGCUCAAACUAGCUGUGAACGUUCUCAGAGAGUGGAAGCAAAACACAGAGCACGGCAGUGGUUUUAAAGCCUUGAGCGUUGUGAGGUGGUCGCUGACGUCUACACCAGAGUGACCCUAGUACGCUCCUGACAGGGCUCACACAAGCUCUUAGGGGCCGAGGGCAGGUGGCCCGCCGAGGCGCCCACGGGCGUCUCGCUCUGUCACCACCCGCCUCUCACUCAGCUUGAAAUAAGGAGCGGGGGCAGAAGACGGGCCAUGUGUGUUUACAACAUUUAUAGGUCCAGAGAGAUUGGCAGACAAGUGCCAUUUUAAUAAAAAUUUAUUUAAAAAAAAAAAAAGAAAAAAGACAAUAUGCCGACAGUCUAAUCGUAAGAUUUGUCCUAUAGGACUGUGACAUUUAUUUUCCAAAGUUUCUAAAGAAUACGGGUCUGUGGUGAUAAAUACAGUACAAUCCUUUUUCACUGUUAUGUCUUUAAUGUAAGAGAAAAAAAUAUAUAUAUCUGGUUUGCAGUAUUAAUGUGAUAGGUAGAUGCUGUUUUUCAUUUUAUUGACUAUGGGGUGCUUAUUGUGAUCUGUUUAGCAUAUCAGGAGUGUUUUGGAGCCUGGAGACUGGACCGCCUCGUGUGGUUCUCGCGCUUACGUACAGGAGUAUGCAAUUGACUCAAUGUGACCGCGACCCGCCUUCCCCGCGUAGAUUGCGUAGCCUGUACCUCGGGGGGCACCGAGCGCGCACGGCAGCCGCUCGCCGCCACCCCACCUCCCGCCCCCGUGUGUUGCUCAGCCGGUUAAGCACAGAUGGAAUGUACUUCUUCUUCCAUUCCCGGAACAGGUCCACGUGUCGGAGCGCACUUCUCUCUGCGUCUGGUUCUCUGUUAGACGAGUCUCGUAGGAUCUAUGCACUGAAACGCGCAGAGAGCCGUCGGCGGUGGCUCCCCGUUGUGGCGCGAGGCCAGCGGCCCGCGACGGAGCCUGCCCGCGGAGGUGGUGGACUGCAAAGCCCGCAGAAGAGAUUUGCAUUCUGGGCCCCAGACGCGGGUUUGCCAAUCUAGAAACCGUCGCACUAAGCGUGAUACCACGGACAACUCCGGAAGGGUAACAGCAGACGACUCUGUGCUAAGUGGGCUGUUUGUCCUCGUAGACAGUUUUUAAAACAAAUCAAAUCCACGUUCAGUGUAGAGAUUCGGGGAAGGAGACGAGCCCUUCCCCCCCCCCCCCCCAAGUGCUGCUUUAUGCUCUGUAGGCUUACCCCUCCCUGCCGGCGGCCCUCCCCGGACCCAGUCCCCGACACUGACCUCUGGCCCUGCGGUGGGGCGGGGAUCCCGAUGGGCUGGCUGCCUCUUGCUGGAGACAGCACCCCCACCUCCAUCCUUGUCUGCUGGCUCGGAGGGGGGAGGGGCGACCGCAGGCGGGGCUGUGACAGACACUUGGCCUAGAUUUUGGCGGCGAUGACAAAGGGGCGACUAUUGUUUGUGAAGAUAUAUACUCAGAGUGGUGUGUGCGUGCGUGUCUGUGUGUGCAUGUGGGUGUCUUAGUAAUGGCAUUAGCCUUUUCUUGCUGUAUCUUUUUUGUUUUGGGGGUUUUUUUGUUUUUUGGGUUGGUUGGUUUUUUUUGUUGUUAUUUUGUUGGUUUUUUUUUUUCUUUUUUUUUUUUGUUAUUUUGGUCUUUUUAAACGAACAGAAGCCUCUGCUCUAAGAAAUGUUGCAAUUCCCUGUCCUUUUAUUGGCAAGUGGCACUUUCUCCUAUUUUCAGAAGGAUACCAAUACACUCUUGGCUUAAAUUACCAGGAGCAUCCAAGCUAAGGAGGGAAUCUCUUCACUAAUACACCUUCGAAAUCUGAAAUUAGGUUAGUUUUCAGCCAUGUUUAGGGUCAUCUGGAAUCGUGUGUCUCAAAGGCUUGUUUCUGCGACCUGCCACAGGGUCCUGGCGGUCAGGGCAGUGGCGGUGCUUGGUAAAAAUGCAGACCCCUGAAUCAGAUUCUCCAGAGCUGGGCUGGGCGUCUGUAUUUUGUACCUUCAGCCGGGAUUCCGGGGCUGCCUGAAGUCUGAGAACCCGUGAUGGAGAACUUUCUGAAGAGUAAUCUCCCUCGAGCACCAAGGGCCCAGCCCUUUGGCAGUGCGGGCAGGUGCCUUCUAAGCUAACGCCUAGGAAAGAUCACAGGCUGACAGAAAAUGAGACCUUUUUUUUCUUUAAUCAUUUGAAGGCAAGGUGUUCCUUUUCGUGGGCCAUAGUACUUGAGAAAGGUACUUUGUACAGCCCUAUGCUAGUUUUACAAAACCUUUCAUACUAAAAGCAUUAACAGACCAAACGUCUCCAGCUGGGUUAGCUGCAUACCUUUGUACACAUCUGAUGAUUCAGAAUUCAAAUGGCUGUAGUUACAGUUUCUCAGGUAAAUAAUUGUUUUCCCAAAUUUCUACCAAUCCCCCCGUUAUUAGGAUCAGUUUUGAGACAGCGUAAAACCUCAAAGUGCAGUAGACUAAGUCUGAGCCCUGUUCAUGUGGAAGCCAAAAGGGGCCCUCGCCCGUCUCUGACUGUGCUUGCACCCCCCGCCCCUGGGCUACCUCGGCCCUCGUGGCCCCAGAUUCCCAGGGGAGCCCCGUCCUCCGCGUGCGUGCGGUCACCGGAGGCUCGGGGCCCAUGUGGACUCGAGUGGCGUCCGCUCGCUGGCUUUGCCCCGCCCCACUGUUAAGUAAGGUGUGCCUUGCUUUAAGCAAACUGAAUGUGAAAAUUAUGAUGUAGAAAUCUGGAUUCAUUAAAGAGGAAAACUAGGAUUUAUCUCGUCUCUUUCAAAGAGGUCUCCCAAUGAGAUUCUUAUACUGGUACUCUUCCUAGUAGAUUUUAAAAUGUUCGCUUUAAGAGAAAUGACAGUACCCACCUCCCUUCCCCACUGUUCUGCUCGCCCCGCUCUCGCCCUAGUGACAAAGCAAUGAAGGAAACCCCGGGGGAGCCGAGGGCGGCCGCUGCUUUGUGCCCGUGCCCCUUGGGGACGCUGAGAUUCCAGCCUGUUUGUGUGCUACAAGCUCAGAAUUUCCUAGUGCGGAUACGUUAUUGUAAAACUGGGCAUACCUGUACUUUUAGAAAGGGACUGUUUGGUUUGGGAGUUGAGAAAUCUUCACACACACACUUUUGAUACGUUAUAGGGUCUGCUUUUACUUUUUUAACGUGAUGUCGCUUUCUGGUGGUGUUCUCACACUCCCGUGGAUGAAUGUUUGCACUCUAGAACCACAGGCGGCCCCUGGCCCUCGGUGGGUGCGGGGGGGGGGGGGGGGGGGCUUGCCCGAGAGGGACGUGGUGGCAACGGAGUGAUUUCCCUGCUCUUUUGAGGUUGGCCGGGGUCCCUGCUCUGACUGAUGUUCACCCUGGCUGCGGGGUGCUCAUUGGAAAAGACCGUGUAGUUCAGUUCCUGCAGCGGGGUGUGGGGUAGUUUUACUGAUGUCAUAUUAUAUGUUAUUUUUAUUGUUGGUAAAUGCAAAUGUUGCUAUUUAUUUUUUUUCUUUCUGCUCUGGUUCGAUUUGGCCGAUGUGGAUAUCCCAGUGCAUGUGGUACCUGAUGGAUAUGCUAGCAGUUUCUUUCCCCAACUUUUAUAAAUUGCCUAAUGUUUACCUGCAAGUUUGCCGGAUGAUUUUAUUUUUGAAAGCCACAAAUGUAAUUUUUCUGGAUGAAUUGUUUUUCUUAUAUAUGCAGCAAUGUAAUUUUACAUUGAUCUGCAGGGUGAUUUAAAUUUUAUUUUUACAGGGCAGUUUUUCAGUCAAAUUAUAUAUUUGAUACAAUAUGUUAAGGGUAGACCAGCCAAGCGUCCUGCAGUUGGGACACCAGACUGUCUCUGGGGGGCCUGGGGGGCUGGGACGGCUUCUCUUGGUUGCUUGGCAUCAUGGAAGCACUUGGCUUGGUUCGUGGAGCCGUCAGGAUCUGGAUGUACUCCUUCAACGGGACUUUGAUCUGUUGGACAGUUAAAAGGAUUUUUCGUGGGCAUUUUCCUACACCUAAGGCAGUUCCAUUAGGAGGAGCUUUAGAAGUUGACAUAAUCCAGACAGUGGACAAUCCCAGUGGCCCAGACAAGCCAUAGAAAUUUCCCUGUGACCUCUCUUUGACUCAUCUCUCACGCUCAUGAGAAAAGGAAUGUACAAUAAAUAGAAACUUCCUCAGUGUUCGUACGCCUCACUUUCAGAAUGCAAAUAGUUUAUUUAUAUUUUAAGCCCUUCCCCAAAGUAACCAAGAAUCUUCUCCCUCGAGCUGCCCUGCCUGCGGGUUUCGGCUGCGGUGACGUUCUCUUCAGUGUGGACACGGUGCACGUGUGACUUUGUAAUGGGGUUGUCUGUGUUACACACACACGCUGACUCUUUUGUAAGGAAGAUUUUCAACUCAGAAUAAUUGCACUGAUUUUUUGACAACUUCCUUUUUAUUAUGUCCAACUUUGCAUCUGCUGUACUUGUUUGAAACGAUUGUAAAUAGAUGUAGGGCCGCAAACGUGAUAGGAACGCGACGCGUCGCUUUGUUGUAGGGUACUGGCACGUUUUCAGUAUUAUGUGUUAGAGUCGCGUGGACUUCACUGCCUCUUUAGCCUUGUGUCUGCUGACCAUUCAUGAAGGACAAAUUAGCCUCGUUUUCUUGUUUUCCAGAAAGGAAGUUUGCAGUUUAUUGAAAGGAGGGUAUGCUCUCCCGUUGAGGUCUGAAGAUUUAACUUUAAGAGGGUUAACUAUAAAUCCUUUGAGCGCUCUCUUUGGUCUCAUUCCUGGUUGUUUUUCAUGGCUCCUUAAAGCAUUUUCUUCCAGUUCCAUCCAGCAUCUGACAGUUCGGAUCAGAAGCAUCUGUGUGGCCAAUGUUGCUAGACGGUGAGGGCCUCCCUCACUUCUCUUUGGUCAGCCAUCAUUUUAAAGCCAUGAGAUCACCGUUGUGUCAAAACCGUCAUUUGUGGCUUAGCCCAUCCAUGCUGGAGAGACCUGAGAUCCAGCGCUGUUCCUGUAUGCCUUGUGACGUUGCUAGAUGAGAAGUAUGUGCUCCAGCCCACAGCCCACAGCGUGUAAUCGUUUGCGGUCAGGCUACCCAGUGAGACACACACGGAGCUUCUAGACCCAAACCAGUCACGAAUGUGUGUCAACGUAGCGUCGAUGCCAUCGUGGUGCCCUCCGUAAUGCUUUUUUGGUUAUGUUUUGCCAUUUUAUUGUCUAAAGUGAAUGUAUUGGCCUAGCCAAAUCACUACAGAAGGUGGUUUCUGAAUACCUUUUAGUUUAAAAAAAAGUAAAUAAAUGCAGAUAAAGGCUACCUCUGAAUUCUCGGUAGAUUAGUGUUUGCUCUUAAGCGUAGCUAUCCACACUGAAAAUAGCCAAAACGUUGCCUGAAUAAACUGAAUUGUGAACAUCUCUCUCUCCAGUUCUGGCUUGAAAAUGUGUGUGCCAUACUGUGACCCGUGGGCAGUCCCCUCCUCCCCCUCGGAGGUAAGAGAGGCGGGCCGGGACUCCUCGGGGCUGCCCGGCUCCGUUUUAGGACUCUAAGCAGCCAGCACGAGGAAGAGCCUCCCACACCGUCCUCCCAGGCUGGCGGGAGCGCCUCCGUGCGGGGCUGCGUGCAGCGAGACCCUGAAGCGGCCUGUGGUCCUGGCCUUGUGCGCUUCCCUGUUUGCUGUGAGAAAGCACUCUCUUCUCUGCUUCACUUGUGAAUGGGUUGAAAAUGGCUCCCUCUGCGCUCUCCUCCCUUUUUAUACGCUCUGUAAAAUCACAAAGGUGCUUAAACACCAACUCUUGUGCAAAAAUAAUCCAUCUAAAGUGGCCGUGUGGUCGCAGGAGACAGUGCGGUCGUGAUCGGCCUUUGACCUUGGAACCUUGAGUUACUGUCACUCCCUACUUAAAAAUGAUCUACGGUUUAAAAGCAAAAUGUUCUGUCCGAGUCCAAGGCCCUUUGUUUGACCGGACAUAAGGGCCCACAGCCAGCAUCUUGAAGUCGGAGUUCCCAGGGCCCCCUGGGUCAUCUGACGCUAACUCGCUAGCUAACUCGCUAACUCGCAGGCAGUCAGUCCUGAGAGUCUGUCACCUACCGCUCUGAAUAGCCCUCCCUGUGAUUAACCACUUUGCUGCCAGAACGUCCUUUGCCCACACGCUGCCGUGGGUCAGUCGGGGUCGCCCUCUGCCCUCUUCACCUCUUGUCUUUAGGCUCGUUACGUUCUCUCAUCUUUGGAAGGUCCGCAUUUGCUGCGAGACCCCUCCGUUGGUUUGCUCUUAAAUUCUUGAGGGACAGGCGGGCGGUUUUGCGGGAACGGACGUCUGGGGGCGUGGAGGUUGCUCUGCUCGCCCACCGGACCCUCAUCAGAUGCUGACUUUGGCGCAGAGAGGUUACGCGCGUAACGUGACCUGGCAGUUUUUGCCUUUAGCACGGUCGUUUUGGGUUUUGAUGCUUUUCUCGCUGCGCGGCGUGCUUUAAUCCUGAAAGAGCUAAGUGUCCUUUGCGGUCUUUCUACGAAUGUUUUAUAAUGGCGCGACUACACUGUUUUGUAGACACAGCCCUCCCCAAGAUGCGUGGGCGCUCAGCGCGGGCACCCUCAGUGUCUGCUGACCUGCUGCUUCUGGAACUGCUCCGGCGCUCUGGGUUGGCCUUCUCUUCGACCAGAAUCCCAUUCAGGGCGUUUUCAGGGGACACCGCACGGCAGCCCACUCUGAUUCAGUAAUGUGAACUGUUGAACUCAGAUCUGCCCAUGAGCUCUGUGCAUAAAUGUCUCCAGAAUCCCGGGGUGAGCCUCUCCCGCCAUUUUCACGUUCAUGAAAAAUUAUUUUAAAAGAGGGAGCUGAAGACUACUGGUGCUUUUGUUAUUAACACUUUUCUCUUACUGGUUGAUGUGAAAGAGUUAAAGCUAAAACACCAAAUAUUAACUCUUCCUCCUCGUCUCCAGGAACUAGAUGUUGAGGCCACCCUCGUUAAGCACCUUCUGAAUCAAGGUCCUUCAAACCGUGAGUCGAUCCCAAGACCAGCCUACGCCAUGAGGCCAGGGGUGCGGUGCAGGCCAACUGUGUGGCCCCUUGGCACCACUUGGCAGACCUCGGUGCUUGUGUUGGGGAGCCGAGGCUCCUUUGAACUCUAGAGACUGUGGGGACAAUCUGGGGGAGGGGGGCGCGGGAGAGGGCAGGUCCCUCUGACCCAGGAAGCGGGUGGCACCAGGCCUUCCUCUGGUCUCCCUCGGUACCAGACUGAGCAUGUUCUGGAAGACCCAGUCUCAGCCUCUGUGCCUUUAAAAGUCCGGUCCUCAGUGUCCUUUUGGAAUCGCGUUGGGGCUGCGUUUUCAUUGGGAAGUAAGCCUGGAUCAUUCCACAAGUCAAUCAUUGACCUUCUGCCUUUGAAGCUGCGUUUGCUCCUCAGCUCCUGACUUUGUAAACUGUGAUGCCCGUGCAUACUGUCUCACGUCGGAAAACGUUAGGUUCUUGUAGCCGCAGGAUUUCCUUUCCAAGUCCACGUCCGCGGCGGGGAUUCCGGGAAACGCGCGCAAGAUCCAUCUCUUUUAGUCAGGCAUCGACCAUAACCGUCAGCAAGACCUGGUGGCUUCGUCCCCUUAGUCGCUUGACAAGACUAUUUAGUGUCACGGAACUAGAUUUUUAGAAAAGGAAUUGGAAUCGUGUCUCUGGUAAAUUGCGUGUGAAGUCCUCAGACGUAAGGUGCUAUUCAGUCCUACUGUCCUUCUCUUGGGACGCUUUUCGUUAGCGUUGCUGUUUUGUGUGGUGUGUGGGGAAGCUGCUGACUGGGGUGAGCCAUGCAUAUAGGACUCCCGAUUCUGACAUACCUAAAAUGCAGUCUUUAUCUCUAACUCACCUAAGCCAGGUUUUGAGCAGUUUCUUGGCUGAUGGUCUAAUGACAAAACACCUUACCCUGUCCAGGAUGAUUUUAUUGCUUUCAAGCGGGGGAAAGAACCCGAUGUUACUUAUUUUUAAAAUGCAUAGAAAUCCAUCCUUACUGGCUCCUCUUGGCCCUCCCUUCUCCCAAUCUCUCCUUUCUGAAAGGCAGUGAGUGGUCUUUCCCUCGGCAGAGGUGCUGGCUGCAGAGGGGAGGACACAUUCAGAAUUUCGGAUCUUCUUCCAAGGCAAAUACACGCGUGACUAAAAUCCUGAGAGUAUAUAGUGUAGCACUAAAUGGAAAUUUGAGUCCUGAGUUUGAUAGUGGAUUUUAAUGUAGUGGCUGAAGGUAUGAAUUCAUGUUUUGUAACUAUAGAGGCAAGUGAGUUUUUACUUUUUAAAAAGUUUUAAGAGAAUAAUUGUUAAGUUUCUGUGCAGCAAAGUGGCUAAUUACUCAUUAAAUACAAGAAAAGAAUGUAGUGUCUAAAUCCAGAUUUUUCUUACCUCUGAUACACUUCAGAUUACUUACCUAAUAUGUAUUGAGGGGUUUUAACCCUGAGUUUUAUCAACUUUUCUAGUUUUAUUUUAUUUUUAUAAAAUAAUUGAAAAAGAACCAAAAAUGAAUUCAGAAGUUCCAUAGGUAGAUCUUGCCCCUUCUUAAUUUUCCCCCCACAAUAAAACAUUUUAGAAGAUAUUUUGAAUCAAAAUGUAUUGUGACCAUUGAAAGUUUACUAUUUUCUAAGAAGCUGAGCAGCUACAAGGGCCUCGUUUCAGGCGGUACUCUGCGUAUUGUCCACGGACUGUUGAUACCUGUGCGGUGGGUCUAUGUGACGACGUCUUGUGCUUGCAAUAGAGAAACCGUGCAGUGCUGUUUUGUAAAACUGAAAGUUCCUGUACAAACUAGUAUUUAUAUACAUUGGCCUCUCUGUAUAAUUUCUCAUUUACUACAUGAAUUGUAAAAUUAAUUAUAAAAUUAUAGUACCUGCUAAAUACAAUUCGGAGGCUUACGUCCUUGUCUUUUGUUCACUACCAUUCCGUGUGUUUUGAGGAUGUCCGAUGCCUGCAUGACGCGAGGUGGUAAUGCCACUUUAAAUCAAGCCUUAAUCAGAUGUUAAAAUUGUAAGUUUCAGAGUAUGCAAAAA